AUGACAAUGAGUGCUAUGGCCAUUUCUCGGGUCAUCCAGGCUUCCGUGCAGGACCUAGUGUUCAUCAAUUUCCGAGGAGUGGAAAUUCGCUGUGGCUUCCUAAGCCACCUCAUGGCCGCCUUUGAAACACACCAAAUAAGUUUCUUCAUUGACAAAUACGAACAAAAGGGAAAUGACCUUAAACACCUCUUUGAAAGGAUAGAGCAGUCGCCGAUCGCACUAGCAAUCUUCUCGGAGAGGUAUGCACAAUCCAAAUGGUGCUUGAACGAACUGGCAAUGAUGAAGAAUCUCGCAGACAAGAACACGUUGAAAGUGAUUCCGGUAUUCUACAAGGUGAAGGUAGAUGAUGUGAGAAAACAGACGGGAAAAUUUGGCGACAACUUUUGGAAGUUGGCAAAAACUUCUACUGGUGAGGAGAUCAAAAACUGGAAAGAAGCUUUGGAGUUUUUUACCAACAAGAUGGGCUUGACGUUAUGCGAUAACAGGUAUUCUACGUGA
Messenger RNA from Microthlaspi erraticum, 498 nucleotides. NCBI's taxonomy places the organism in Eukaryota, Viridiplantae, Streptophyta, Magnoliopsida, Brassicales, Brassicaceae. The record is from the annotation of a GenBank genome assembly.